This is a messenger RNA of Andrographis paniculata, 892 nucleotides long. Its product is annotated as high mobility group B protein 1-like. The record is from RefSeq and is a predicted model, not a curated record. Bases 134 to 634 code for a protein of 166 amino acids. NCBI's taxonomy places the organism in Eukaryota, Viridiplantae, Streptophyta, Magnoliopsida, Lamiales, Acanthaceae. The transcript is spliced from 8 exons.
GCGAAGGACGCGUGCUAUUCCAAUUGUUGGUUCCUACUGAUUUUUCUUUACCCUUUAUAUUCUCUCCUCCACUUACUUCUUCAGCCAUUCCUCCGCCGUUGACUGAUCAUCGAUCGCUCGUCUUCUUCUAGAUAUGAAGACUGAUGGCAGGAAUAAAGGGGCCGGAAAAAAGGAGACUAAAGAAGCAUUGAAGCCAGUCGACGACCGGAAAGUUGGGAAAAGGAAGGUUGCCCCUACUGCAGACAGGAGGAAUGCGAAGAAGGAAAAGAUUACCAAGAAAGACCCGAACAAGCCGAAAAGGCCUCCCAGUGCCUUCUUUGUGUUCCUUGAGGAGUUCCGGAAGACUUUCAAGAAGGAAAAUCCUAAUGUCAAGGCUGUCUCAGCUGUUGGCAAAGCUGGCGGAGCCAAGUGGAAAUCGAUGUCUGAUGCUGAAAAGGCUCCAUACGAAGCUAAAGCGGCGAAGAAGAAAGUCGAGUAUGAAAAACUAAUGAAUGCCUACAACAAGAAGCAGGAGAGCUCCGCUGAUGAUGGUGACGAAGGGUCCGAGAAGUCGACAUCAGAAGUUCAUGAUGACGAGGAGGAGAGUGUACAGGAGGGAGACGAUGACGACGAUGAGGAUGAUGAUGACGAGUAACAAAGAGAUCCAAGUUGAAACUUUUGGCUGAACUCUAUGUGAAAGAUGAAAGCUAUUAUGUACGUUAAGUUAAGAAAGCUUUUUUAGUCUAUCUAUCUACAUUUUGUUAUUAUUAUGAAAUACAGAGCAUGGCGUGCGUUUAUGUAUUAUUGUGAAGUUUCCUAAUGGAUCAUCUUUGGGUUUCCUCGAUGUAUUUAGUGCCUAAGCAAAUGACAUUAUUGUGCAAGUUCGAGAAUAUUGCUUAUUCAUUUAUGUUAA